Caenorhabditis auriculariae is the source of this 1471-nucleotide messenger RNA. Lineage: Eukaryota; Metazoa; Nematoda; Chromadorea; Rhabditida; Rhabditidae. The record is from the annotation of a GenBank genome assembly.
AUGUAUACUUUGAUCGCCCUACUUGCUUUUUCUACCGCGGCUUCGGCUUUGGAUUCUUCUCAUCGUGAGUUUCUCAAAAAUCCGUUCGAUUGACAGUAUCCGACUGUUUGCGUCUCUCUGUUCCCUUAUUGCCGAAAGAUCGAAAUAGCGCGUCAACAUGAGAUAGUCGCCGAGAAACGAGAAGAAUUAUUUUAAGUCGCCAAAAACGGACUGGAUAGCUCAUUUUGAAAAUCGUGUUGACAACGAGUCAUCUUGAAAAGAUCGAAAAUAGUCUACGAUCCUUCAAGAACUCCAAAAAACCUUUUCCUUUCUUUGUACUGCCCGACGUUCUCAAACGGGGUGGGAAGACGUCAAAAAAUAGUUUUGCGCGACGUUUGAAAUCUCAAGUACGCAGCCAAAGGCGAUCGAACAAACGAGUUAUUAGCGUUUAAUACUCAGUGUAAUUAUGACGUCAACUUUUCCUGAGCGUGCACUAUCCUAUUUUUGGAAAUUCAGAAACCUUGACGCCUUGUUCACCUUCUUUCACCCCAUUAGGAAUGCCGUGUGCCGCUUGAGCGGCGUCGGCGCCCCAAGCCGAUCAGCUGAUGUCCUAUCCUGAUAUCAGUGGACUGGCUUUAGUGAAACAUCCGCCCUUGAGUGUAACGCCUGGGGGUUUUGAAGUCAUGGUUGCUACCAACAUUUCUCAAACCCCUUGGCCGGGAUCGAACUUGUAACCCUGUGGACCGUAAUAAGGCACUCACCAUGUUGCGCUACGUCAAUAAACUAUGAAAUUUAUGGAAUGCGUCAGAUUUCAGAAUCCAUUAUCAAUGCGAUGAAGGACGCGGGCCUUUCUCCAUCCGCGAUUCAGGCGAUCAGCAAGAUUGGAACUGAGCAUGAGGUUAAUAUAAUAACUGUACCAUGUUAUCGAUUAAAUAUUUUUCAUUAAGAAUGAUGAUUCAUUUAUUAAACUUUGAAAUGAAAGGAAUGAUAAAAAUCUGAACUCCUUACUUUCAAAAAAAUGUCUUGAAUUUUGACCUAUUGCUUAGGAAGCCCUGCAAGCCCUUCAAGGCCAAUUAGCCAACCCGGCCGACGCCGUCAAAUCCCUCAACUCCGCCAUUCAAAAGUUCUUGUCCACCGCUUCUAAAUCCGACCAGAAGGCGUACAAAGUCUUCGAAGAGAAGAUGGCAAGCAACUACGGCGACUUUUUCGCCAAGGACAUGAAAAAAGCCGGCAUUUCUCAGGCAACGAUCGAUGGAGUUCUGAAGAUUGAGAAAAAGCAUGAGGUAGGUCUUCAGGAUCUUAAAAAUUAGUUUCAAGGAUCUAGGCAGCUCUGAAAGCCACGCGAGGAGAUUUGGUGGGCUUGAAAGCUGCGUUCGACGCUUUGAAGUCGGAAGUCAAGCAUUACAUUUCCGGAACUUCCGCUGCUGAUCAGGCCGCCUGGGAGAACUACGAGAAGAACAUGAAGUCUUCUUUUGGGACCAAAGCUACCUAG